Saccostrea cuccullata (small rock oyster) is the source of this 550-nucleotide messenger RNA. RefSeq names its product E3 ubiquitin-protein ligase Itchy homolog. The record is from RefSeq and is a predicted model, not a curated record. Lineage: Eukaryota; Metazoa; Mollusca; Bivalvia; Ostreida; Ostreidae. The transcript is spliced from 3 exons. Bases 30 to 527 code for a protein of 165 amino acids. Gene Ontology annotation, molecular function: protein binding.
AAUCAAUCCCUCCAUCGACAGAAUUCAUUAUGACACACUAUGAAAGAGUUGAAGCCAUGAAAAGAAUGAUUCAUAUUCCAGAAUUGUUACAGGUCACAUCUCCAACACAUCAGCGGUAUAGUUUUAAUCGAAAAUACAUUGAGAAGUUAUUUGGAAAUAUACAAGUUGAUCAACAACAAACAGCGCCUAAAAGACAAAUAGUUGCCGAGUCUGAAUUUUCCAAACAAAGGACAAUGUCCCCAGACCUUCCAGAUGGAUGGGAGAAGAGACUUGAUCACAAGUCAAAUAGGUACUACUACGUCAACCACAUAACGAGAAUCACCCAGUGGGACUCACCUUAUAUCCAGACAAGGCGACCGUCUGGACAGCUGUCUGUUACUCAUUCUAAAGAUGAAUCGUCAGCCCCAAACAGUGGACUAGCCCGGCCCAACUCCUUUCCUAAGAUGAAGUUUGAUGAGAAAAAGGCUCCAAACACUCGCCACAUCGUAGACAGGACAAUUGAACCACUGGAAAGGUACCACGUAUAAUGACUUUUAAAUGGGAAAAGUCA